Messenger RNA from Funneliformis mosseae, 1089 nucleotides. The record is from the annotation of a GenBank genome assembly. NCBI's taxonomy places the organism in Eukaryota, Fungi, Glomeromycota, Glomeromycetes, Glomerales, Glomeraceae.
AUGGAAGAAUUUGAGUGGCAGGAAACUAAAAACAUUGGGGGGAAAGAGUUUGAGAAAGUAAACACUGAUAAUUUCAAUGAUUUCGAAGAUUUUACAAACUAUGCUCAAGAAACUAUAUGGAAAGAGGAGUCGCAUGAUGAUUUCGAUGAUUUUGCGGGUUUUAUAGAUAGUAGUGAUUCAAUGGAAACUUCAGAAAAUUUUCAAGGACAUUCAAAUAAUAAUAAUAAUUUUGGUGAACAAAUUUCAAACAUUUCAAAAUUAAAUAAGCUUCAAGUGGAUUUUCCCGCAACGAAUAAUCAAACCUUGAUCGAAGAUUUAUCAGGGGUAUUGAAUAAUAUUUUUCGAUCAAAUGACACCGUGUCGUCAACAAAUCAAGAAGAACCUAUGGGUGAUACCGGGUUAGAAUCCAUUUUAAAUACAUCUGGAAGGUUGAUAAAAGCACCAGGAAAUAUAAAUGCAGCAACGAUAUCGGUGCUAUCUCCGCAGCCAUCACGACCUGCAUCGAAAACUACGAGUUUAUCAGCGCCAACCAGUCGAUCCACCACACCUUCAUCUAAUAAUAAUCUUUCUAGUUCCUCUCAUGGAAAUCUUUCUAAAACAAAUAAUGUGACACCACAGGAAAUACCAAAACAAUUUGACGUUGAAUUGGCUAAAUCAUUAUGUUCAAUACCUGAAGAAUCUUUACAGAAAUAUAACACAUCUGAAUUAUAUUCAUUAAGGACACAAAUUCUUUCAUUAACACGUCAAACCUCGGAUACUCUUACAUAUUGGUUGGAUCAACGUGAGCAAACAAUGAUGGAUUCGGAAACGUAUAACCAAAUGAUCGAAUGCUUAGUUGGUCACGCGCAAAAACUUCGUGAUGGUGGGGGUAAUCAAGGCAAAAUCAGUUGGGAAAAUCGAGGAAAGAAUUUUAUAAAGAAGAAUAGUGUCGCUAGCGGUUUAGCUUCUCUUAGCCUUUCUUUUAAGAACAAGAGAUCUCAAUUAAGUUCUCCGAGGUCUCCUAAUUCUGCUUCUUCAGAAGUUGUGGUCAAUAAUAAAAACACUGAUAGAAAUAGCAAUGGAAUGCAAGAGAGACCUCUUUCUAUGUAA